Pieris macdunnoughi is the source of this 216-nucleotide messenger RNA. NCBI's taxonomy places the organism in Eukaryota, Metazoa, Arthropoda, Insecta, Lepidoptera, Pieridae. The record is from the annotation of a GenBank genome assembly.
AUGAUGAUGACAUGGCGCUGGCUGGCUCUGAUAGCCGCGCUUGGUGCGUGCUGGUCCCUUCCGGAGACAUACUACCACAACCACUUUGCCAUUCAAGUUCUAGAUGGACCAGAACAUGUAGAUGACAUCGCUUUAAGACACGGCUUUGAUAAUCAUGGCCAGGUGAGUUCAAAAAAAAAUCUAUUAAAAAGGUCCAAGAUCAUAUUACGAGUAUAA